Molecule: messenger RNA, 1726 nt
Organism: Ipomoea nil (Japanese morning glory)
Lineage: Eukaryota; Viridiplantae; Streptophyta; Magnoliopsida; Solanales; Convolvulaceae
Product: protein SAD1/UNC-84 domain protein 1-like
Exons: 2
Coding region: 86-1495 (469 amino acids)
Biological process (GO): nuclear envelope organization
Cellular component (GO): nuclear envelope
Molecular function (GO): protein-membrane adaptor activity
Source: RefSeq, a predicted model, not a curated record
UUCAUCGAUUUUUUCAUUUACUACUAUUAAUUUUUUUUAAAGCUUCAAUCGUUUAUUCUUUCUUAUUUUGGUAAAAGAUUAAUCAAUGUCAGCUUCCACAAUGUCGAUCACUGCCAAUCCCGCCUCCGUCGCCUACCGGCGCCGAGCCGCCAUUGAGAAAAAGCAGCCGCCUACCGCCUUGGACUUAGCCGCCGCCAACGCCGCGGCUGCCGUCACUCCUCCAUCCACCGGCUACGAUGGACUCGCGGCCGGCGGUGCUGAUAUUAAAGAGCUUAACCAUCAUUCCGUACGAACCGAAACUCAAAAUGCAGUUCAAGUGGUGAAGAAGCCCUCGCCUACCUCCAAUGGCGUCGUGCAUUUCUCUCGCCGCGCGGGGACCGCGAAGAGAGUUUCCAAGCCCGCGAAACCGAGAUGGCUGACGGUAGUCAGUGUAUUCACUAAAAAUUUAUUGCUAUUGCUGAUCCUCGUGGGUUUGGUUGAAAUGGUUCGGAGAUUGGUUAUCGAUUCGCGCACUCGAAGCAGUGAAGGCCUCGCCGUGAUGCCUGGGGAUUUCGAGGGAAAGUUAGCAGAGAUGGAGGCGUUUGUGAAGGAGAUCACUACAAUGAUGCAAGUUCAAGUAGAUGUGAUCGACAAGAAGCUCGAAAACAAAAUUAGAACUGUAAAAGGGGAAUUUAGUGAAAAGCUUGAGGGAAAAGAAACAGAAUUGGAAUCGAAGCUCAAGGAAUUGGAUGGGAGAACUGGGAAUUUGGAGACAUUGAUGAGCAAAACGGAAGCAACAAAUUGGCUGUCAAAAGAAGAGUUUGAUAAGUUCCUGGAAGAGUUCAAGGAGAGGAAAGGCAGUGAGGUAAGCAAUGUGAAUUUGGAUGAGGUAAGGGUAUAUGCUAGGGAGAUAGUGGAAAGGGAGAUUGAGAAGCAUGCUGCUGAUGGGUUAGGGAUGGUGGACUAUGCCUUGGCUUCUGCUGGGGCAAUGAUAGUGAAGCAUUCGGAGCCCUAUAACAUUGGAAAGGGAGGGAGUAGCAGUUGGUUUCCAUUAACUAAGCAGAAUACAGUUCAUAUGGAUGCCCAGAAGAUCCUGACACCAAGUUUUGGAGAACCUGGGCAAUGUUUUCCACUUAGAGGGAGUCGCGGGUUUUUCCAGGUCAGGCUCCGGAGAGCCAUUAUUCCAGAAGCUGUGACGCUGGAACAUGUUUCUAAGAGUGUUGCUUAUGAUAGGUCUAGUGCUCCCAAGAAGUGCAGGGUGUCUGGAUGGCUCCAAGGACAAGAUACGACCGAUGUAACUGCAAAUAGUGAGAAUAUGUUUCUAUUGACAGAAUUUACAUAUGAUCUUGAGAAGAGCAACGCUCAAACUUACAACGUAUUAGAGUAUGCAGCCACUAGUGUUGUUGACACAAUUAGGUUUGACUUUGCAUCCAAUCACGGGAACACUUUGCAUACAUGCAUCUACAGGUUGAGAGUACAUGGACGAGAACCCAACUCCGUAUCAAUGCUUGCAUGAGUAGGUUUGCUAUUGACAUUCAUCUGUUGAUUAUUUCUUCCAUUUUUUAGUAGUUCAUUCGUAACCCCCCUAGGCGGUAUUUGACCGGGAAAUGUAUCACUAUGUUCCUGACAUUUUACUAAUUUGUUCCUGGAACCAAGAUGUAUAUGCAGUACUAAGCUCAACAAGAUAAUAUUCAGAAGUUCUGUAGUUGCAGACUUGCAAUAUAUUGGUCAUGCAAUAUACUUCACU